CCAACACUCAUAUAGACCCUCGGGCUGCCGCGGCAUCAUCUCCACCAUUCCUAUAGCAGCUGUAGCUACUGGGACAAGCAGCAGUGACAAGGGCCGACAGAGACUGCAAAUUCAUCUAUCAUGCCCAACGACGCAGUCCUCGUGCCGUCCGUUUCUGUCGCGAGCGAAACGAGCGUCCAACAAGUCCUCCUCAAGCUUGCCAAGCAUGAAGCCUGGUCUUCAGAGCUCUUCUUCUACCUCAAUGGCAACAGAGUAGUCUUGCAGAAUCCAGAUCCAGAAGCCACCGUGCUAGAAUAUAUCCGCGCAAUCGGCCUAACAGGGACGAAACGCGGUUGCGAGGAAGGCGGCUGUGGCAGUUGUACAGUCAUCGUCGCUGAAUAUGACAAAGAUACAAAGAAAGUCUAUCAUGCGAGUAUCAAUGCGUGUAUCGCACCGCUUGUCUUCCUCGAUGGCAAACAUCUCAUCACCGUCGAAGCACUCGGCACACACAAGAACCCACAUCCAGCGCAAGAACGCAUUGCCAAACUUCACGGCAGUCAAUGUGGUUUCUGUACACCAGGAUUCGUCAUGUCAUUGUAUGCGACAUUGAGAAAUAACCCUGAGCCAUCGGAGCAUGAGCUCGAAGAAGCCUUUGACGGCAACUUGUGUCGAUGUACUGGAUACAGACCCAUUCUCGAUGCUGCGCGGACAUUCGCUAAAGGCGCCGACAAGGGUUGUGCUAUGGGCGACAAGUGCUGCAAGAUGGGAGGUACACAAGAUGCGUGUGGCUCAUCACUCGAGACCAACCCACCUACGGCACGCAACUUCCCACCCGUUGAUUUCAAGCCCUACGACCCAACCACUGAACUGCUCUUCCCACCUGCCCUCAAGAAGUAUGAACCAAGAGCCCUGUACUUUGGCAAUGAACGCAAGUACUGGUUCAGACCCGUCACGGUGGAUACUUUGCUCGACAUCAAAGCUAUUGCUGGCGCUGACGCCAAAAUCACCGGUGGCAGCUCAGAGAUCCAAAUUGAAAUCAAGUUCAAGAACCUCAACUACAACCUAUCCGUCUAUGCUGGCGAAAUCAAAGCGCUCAAGCAAAUUGAGUUUCACGACAAUCACAUCACUGUUGGUGCCAAUGCGACCCUCACUGAUGUCGAAUACCAACUCGAUGAGCCCGCUACAAAACGCUACGGAGAAACACGCGCACAGUCUUUCGCUGCAAUUGUCAAGCAACUCAAAUACUUUGCCGGUCGACAAAUUCGAAACGUCGGCACGCCCGCAGGUGCACUUGCAACAGCAUCACCCAUUAGUGAUCUCAAUCCACUCUUGAUGGCAUUGGGCGCCAAGAUCUUUUAUCGCUGCGCUGGUCAACCUGAACGAGCGCUUGAUGUGCUUUCUUUCUUUACUGGUUAUCGACGGACUGCUUUACCGGCUGAUGGUGUCCUGACACGCAUCGAGAUUCCUGUCCUGAAGGAGCAAGAGUUUGCACGCAGUUACAAGCAGUCGAAGCGCAAGGAUGAUGAUAUUGCCAUUGUCACGAGCGGUAUGCGAGUGAGACUCGCUGCCGACAAUACAGUCGAGGAAAUUGGUCUUGCAUAUGGUGGCAUGGCAGCAACGACCGUCAUGGCUCUCAAGACACAGGCUUUCCUGAUGGGCAAGCGUUGGACUGAUAAAGAUGUCCUUGAACAGGCACUGAACACGCUGGGUGAAGAAUUUGACUUGCCAUUCGGUGUGCCUGGAGGUAUGGCCACCUUCAGAAAGUCACUUGCCAUUGGCUUCUUCUACCGGUUCCAUGCAGAUGUUUGCCAGCAGCUCGGCACAGAACUCGAUGCUCAGGCAGUAGCGCCCAUUGAACGUGGCUUGAUGAAAAGCUGGCGUGAUCAUGAAGUACCAGUGCAAAACACCCGGAUUGUCGGUAAGCCACUGCCGCAUGUUGCAGCGAUGCGACAAGUGACGGGUCAAGCUCAGUAUACGGAUGAUUUCCCAGCGUUUGCAAAUCAGCUGUAUGGUUGUAUGGUUUGGUCCACAAAAGCACACGCCAAGGUACUUGCUGUGGAUGCAUCCGCGGCACUGGCACUUCCUGGUGUCACCCGAUGGAUUUCCGCCUCAGAUAUCCGAGAAGGCGGUAAUCUUUGGGGUGAUGUUAUUCAAGAUGAGCCGUAUCUUGCUGAAGCGGAAGUCUUUUGUCAUGGUCAACCCAUCGGUAUGAUCCUUGCUGAUACCUAUGCUCAAGCGCGUUUGGGAGCGCAAGCGGUCGGUGUCAAGUAUACUGAACUUCCAGCGAUCCUGACGUGCGAUGAGGCUAUUGCAGCAGACAGCUUCCACCCCUACCAAAAGUUCAUGCGAUGCGGUCUAGAUAUGGACGAAGCAUUCGCUCAGUGUGACCAUGUCAUUGAAGGAGAGGCGCGGAUGGGUGGACAAGAGCAAUUCUACCUCGAAACACAAGCAUGUGUUACUGUGCCCCGGGGUGAUGAUGAGUUUGAGAUUUUCACUGGCACGCAGAAUCCAACUUUUACGCAGUUGGCCGUGGCUGAGUUACUGGGGCUCGGUGCAUCGCGUGUCAAUGUGCGUGUCAAUCGCAUGGGUGGCGCGUUUGGUGGUAAGGAAUCACGAAGUGUUCAAUUGGCAGCCAUCACGUCUUUGGCUGCAAGUGUCACGCAGCGUCCUGUUCGAUGCAUGCUUGAUCGUGAUUCUGACAUGAUUUCAACGGGUCAGCGUAACCCGUACCAAGCAAAGUGGAAGGCUGGCAUUAAAGACGGCAAGGUGUUUGCACUCGAUGGAGAUAUCACCAAUAAUGCAGGCUGGUCACUUGACCUGUCAGGUGCCACCAUGGAUCGUUGUCUAUCGCAUAUCGAGAAUUGUUACACCAUUCCGAAUGUCCACGUUCGCGGCCGGUGCGCAAAGACCAACAUUCAUUCCAAUACAGCCUUCCGAGGCUUUGGCGCUCCGCAAGGCUCGUUCAUUGCAGAAACGAUUAUGGAAACCAUUGCUGAUAAGCUCAAGAUGGAUGUGCAUCAGCUUCGAUGUGAUAAUUUGUCAUGGGAAGGUCAUCGCACGCCGUAUGGCCAAGAGCUCAUCGACUGGCACAUGCCACGACUCUGGACUGAAGUACUGAAGGAAGCAGAGUACGAGAAGCGCAAGCAGGCGAUUGAAGAGUUCAACAAGUCGUCUAAAUGGAAGAAGCGUGGUAUUGCGAUCGUGCCUGUCAAGCAUGGCAUUUCAUUCGGCGCAAUGCAUUACAACCAGGCAGGUGCGCUCGUCCAUGUUUACAAAGAUGGUAAUGUCCUUUUGGCUCAUGGUGGAACAGAGAUGGGCCAAGGUCUGAACACAAAGAUGAUUCAGGUGUGUGCAGAAGAGCUUGGCAUUCCAUUUGACCAAGUCUUUGUUUCGGAAACAUCCACCAACACGGUGGCCAAUACAUCCCCGACUGCUGCCUCUGCUGGAUCUGACUUGAAUGGCGCUGCCAUUAAGAACGCAUGCGAUCAGAUUAUGGAGCGGCUGAAACCUUUCUUUGAAGCAGACCCAGAAGCGUCCUUUAAGCAGAUUGUCAAGACUGCAUAUUACGCCAGAGUCAACUUGAGUGCAAACGGACACUACAAGACACCAGACAUUGCCUAUGUAUGGGGCUCAAAGAGCGACGAAGCAAAACCCCUUUAUUCUUACUUCACCCAAGCUGUGGGCUGCUCCGAGGUUGAGAUUGACUGUUUGACAGGCGACUGGACUCUGCUGCGGACAGAUCUCAAGAUGGAUAUUGGCCGGAGUAUCAAUCCUGCCAUUGACUAUGGUCAGGUGGAAGGUGCGUUUGUGCAAGGUACUGGUCUCUUCACAAUCGAAGAGUCUCUUUGGACUCGCCACAAUGGUCAACUAUUCACGAAAGGACCAGGAGCAUACAAGAUUCCUGGAGCACGCGAUAUUCCACAAGACUUCCGAGUAAGCUUCUUGAAGAAGGCUGAUUGGGCCAAUCUCAAGACUAUUCAGUCAAGUAAAGGUAUUGGCGAGCCAGGCCUCGCUUUAGGCUUGGCACCAUUCUUCGCACUCAGAGAUGCAGUCAAGCGUGCUCGUCUCGACUCGGGAGACGACACGUUUCUGGAGUGGCGUUCACCGGCGACGACUGAGCGCAUCCGCUGCUCACUCAGUGACGAUAUCAUCAAAGCUGCCAGAGUGCUUCCCAAGGAUGGGGAGCAGGACUUUUUCGUGUCAUUGCCGUAGAUAAUCGACAAGUACAUAUGUCAUUCUUGAGCUUCUGUCUUCCAACGAA
Molecule: messenger RNA, 4240 nt
Organism: Protomyces lactucae-debilis
Lineage: Eukaryota; Fungi; Ascomycota; Taphrinomycetes; Taphrinales; Protomycetaceae
Product: Molybdopterin-binding domain of aldehyde dehydrogenase-domain-containing protein
Exons: 2
Coding region: 121-4191 (1356 amino acids)
Molecular function (GO): iron ion binding; FAD binding; oxidoreductase activity
Source: RefSeq, a predicted model, not a curated record